Molecule: messenger RNA, 2365 nt
Organism: Neltuma alba
Lineage: Eukaryota; Viridiplantae; Streptophyta; Magnoliopsida; Fabales; Fabaceae
Product: L-type lectin-domain containing receptor kinase IV.1-like
Exons: 1
Coding region: 127-2133 (668 amino acids)
Biological process (GO): protein phosphorylation
Molecular function (GO): protein kinase activity; ATP binding; carbohydrate binding
Source: RefSeq, a predicted model, not a curated record
UCUUAAUGAUGAAGGGACCCAAACCAGCCCAUUGCUUCUUGCCCUUUAACCAUCGCCUACAAAGAGCAGAAACUGUGAUUCUGGAUGUGAAAUAAAGACACAGAUAGCAGAGAAAUUUAAAAAGAGAUGGAUAUGUCUGUGAAGCUUGUGGCUAUGUUGUUUUUGCUGGUGAUAGCGAGCGGUGAAGAUACAAGUUUCAUCUUUAAUAAUGGCUUCCAAUCAGCUCAUUUAACCAUGGAUGGUAUUUCAGAGAUCACUCCCAAUGGCCUCCUCCAACUCACAAACGGAACCAGGCAAAAACUAGCCCAUGCUUUCUACCCCAAUCCAAUAGCUUUCACCCCCUCUUCUUCUUUCUCAACUGCUUUUGUUUUCGCCAUUAGACCUGAAUACCCUACUUUGAGCGGUCAUGGAAUCGUUUUUCUAAUCUCUCCAGAAAAAGCGCUUCCAGGUGCUUUGCCUAGUCAAUACUUAGGUCUCUUCAAUGACACCAACAAUGGCAACAGUACAAACCAUGUUUUUGCAGUGGAGCUUGACACCAUACAGAGCAGGGAGUUUGAUGAUAUCAAUGAUAACCAUGUCGGAAUUGACAUUAACAGCUUGAAGUCGGCCAGUUCUACUCCUGCAGGAUAUUAUGAUGAAGGGUCUCGGCUUAAAAAUCUGAGUCUUAUUAGUGGCCUUCCAAUGCAGGCGUGGGUGGACUAUGACGGAGGAAAGAAGCAAGUUAGCGUCACCCUUGCUCCCAUCAACGUUAACAAACCCAAAACUCCGUUGUUAACGUUGUCCCAAGAUCUUUCUCAUAUAAUAAAAAAUCCCAGUUAUGUGGGGUUUUCAUCCUCUACUGGGUCUGUGUCAACUUCUCAUUAUGUUCUUGGGUGGAGCUUCAAGCUCAAUGGGGAGGCUCAAAACCUGGUCGUCUCUGAACUCCCGAAGCUACCACGACUCGGAGGAAGGAAACAGUCAAUGGUUUUGCUAAUUGGGUUGCCUCUGCUUUCUCUAUGUUCGAUUUUUGCCAUGAUCUUAUCCAUAUUUUAUUACAUGUAUAGGAAAAAGAAGUUUUCUGAGAUUCAAGAAGAGUGGGAGCAAGAAUAUGGCGCUCACAGGUUCAAAUACAAAGAUCUCUACGUUGCCACAAAGGGAUUCAAAGACAGAGAGCUUCUGGGAAGUGGUGGAUUUGGCAGAGUAUACAAGGGAACAAUGCCAACUUCAAAAGUUGAGGUUGCUGUGAAGAAAAUUUCACAUGAAUCUCGGCAAGGCAUGAGGGAAUUCGUUGCAGAAAUCAUAAGCAUCGGUCGUUUCCGCCAUAGAAACAUCGUACCUCUUUUGGGAUAUUGUAGGCGAAAAGGAGAGCUUCUUCUCGUCUAUGAUUUCAUGCCAAACGGAAGCUUAGAUAAAUAUCUUUAUAACCAGCCUAGCGUGACACUGAAUUGGAUGCAAAGAUUCAAAAUCAUCAAAGGAGUAGCUUCAGGAUUGCACUAUCUACAUGAAGAAUGCGAAAAAGUGGUGGUCCACAGAGACAUUAAAGCAAGUAAUGUCCUGCUAGAUUCAGAAUUAAAUGGAAGAGUAGGAGAUUUUGGUCUUGCAAGACUGUACGACCAUGGGUGUGAUCCUCAAACUACACACGUGGUCGGGACAUUGGGUUAUUUAGCACCAGAACAUACAAGAACAGGGAGAGCCACGACAAGGUCAGAUGUCUUUGCUUUUGGUGCGUUUGUGCUUGAGGUUGUGUGUGGAAGAAGGCCCAUAGAGCAGGUUAAUGAAGAAGAGAGUGUGGUUUUAGUAGAUUGGGUUUACGGACUAUGGAGUAGGGGUGAGAUUAUUGAAGCAAAGGAUCCAAAUUUAGGAACAGAGUAUGUGGCAGCAGAGGUUGAGUUGGUAUUGAAACUGGGGCUUUUGUGCUCAAAUUUCCAACCACAGACCCGACCAAGCAUGCGUCAAGUUGUGCAAUAUCUGAAUUGGGAAGUUCCUUUGCCCGACAUAUCCUCAUCAUCCUUAGCCUUAUGUUCUACUUCUCCGGGGUUGUCAUUUGGCAAAUCCGGAUUUUUUGACUCCACGACGUCGUCCCUUCCAUUUUAUGCUGACCAGUCUUUCUCUCAAUGUUCGGUAGCCGAAUCAUUUCUCUCUGGGGGUCGUUAAUGCCUUACAAAAGCCACAUGACUUGCUAGAGCUUGCUAUUUCAUAUCUUUAGCUUUCUGUUCUUUCUUUUCCUUUUAAAGUUUCCUUGUUGGUUUCAUUUUGAGCAAGUUGUAUUCCCGAUAAGAUCCAGAAUUGUUGGAAUGAAGGGGUUACUACUACAUAAAUCAUCCCUAGCGUUGCAUUAGUGAAAAUAUAUCCAAUGCUUUGAUUGCAAAAAUAGCCCAUAGUUAUA